AUGAGUAAUAUAUUUAAGCUGAAAUUAACUGCUCUGGGCCAUCCUAACCCAGGAGACUUCAAUUGCGAGGAUGAAAAGGAAUACAGAAGCGUAAUUUUGUGGCUAGAGGAUCAGAAAAUCAGGCAUUAUAAGAUAGAGGAGCGGGAUGGUUUGAGAAAUAUCGAGAAGGAUAGUUGGAAGGACGCUUUCAAUACUUACCAGAAGGAUUUAGUAAGCCCAGUCCUAGAGGGCACUCCAAAUGAACAAUUAAAUUGGCUUCUCUCAUAUGCUGUGAGAUUAGAGUACGCGGAUAAUGUUGAAAAGUACAAAAAUGCAAAGGUGGCAAAACCAAAGCAGGCUGCACCCAAUGUUGUAUCCUCUAAUCCCUUGGAUAACCUUGACUUUUCAAAUCCAGCAUUCAAGGCAGGUGUAGAAAGAGUCUGCACCUUAGCUGGAGUCGGACCUCACCCAGACCCUAAAUUCCGGUUGGCAGCCCUAGCCAACAUUCUAAAGACCACACCACACCCAGAACCACCCCCAACUGAGGCCAAUUUAAUACAACAGCCAUCUGAUGUCUUGAAGCUGCUGUUUGUUCAAGAUCUUAGAGAUUUGCAGACCAAGAUCAAUGAAUCAUUGGUUGCCGUCCAAACUGUAACUGCUGAUCCAAGAACUGAUACUACACUUGGAAGAGUUGGUAGAUAA
Spodoptera littoralis (African cotton leafworm) is the source of this 681-nucleotide messenger RNA. The record is from the annotation of a GenBank genome assembly. Lineage: Eukaryota; Metazoa; Arthropoda; Insecta; Lepidoptera; Noctuidae.